Messenger RNA from Microthlaspi erraticum, 1541 nucleotides. The record is from the annotation of a GenBank genome assembly. Lineage: Eukaryota; Viridiplantae; Streptophyta; Magnoliopsida; Brassicales; Brassicaceae.
AUGGCAGAUCUUGUGACCUACAGUAAUGCUGACCACAACGUUGAACAGGCAUUGAUUACAUUGAAGAAGGGCACACAACUUUUGAAAUAUGGUCGCAAAGGGAAGCCGAAGUUUUAUCCUUUUAGACUGUCUAGUGAUGAAAAAUCUUUGAUCUGGAUAUCGAGUAGUGGUGAAAAGCGACUGAAACUAGCAUCUGUAUCUAAAAUCAUACCUGGGCAAAGAACUGCUGUGUUCCAGCGUUAUCUUCGUCCAGAGAAAGACUACUUAUCUUUUUCUCUCUUGUACAACGGCAAAAAGAAGUCUCUUGACUUGAUUUGUAAGGACAAGGUUGAGGCAGAGAUUUGGAUUGGAGGACUUAAAACAUUGAUAUCGUCUGGCCAAGGCGGCCGCUCUAAAAUCGAUGGCUGGAGUGGCGGAAACCUCUCUGUUGAUGCUAGCAGAGACUUGACAUCAAGCAGUCCAAGCAGCAGUUCUGCGAGCGCUUCACGGGGUCACAGCUCUCCAGGGACUCCUUUUAAUAUCGAUCCAGUUGCUUCUCCUACUAAGAGUGUUGAGCCUGAGGUGGUUCCAUUAACUGAUUCAGAGAAGCCACAUGUUGUUGUUGUUGCAUUGGACACCAAAAACAUGCAAACAAAGGUACCUGGCUCAGAUGGUUUUCGUGUCAGUGUCUCUAGUGCACAGAGUAGUUCUAGUCAUGGCUCUGGAGCAGAUGACUCUGAUGCUCUAGGCGACGUUUACAUUUGGGGUGAGGUGAUAUGUGACAAUGUGGUCAAAGUCGGGAUUGAUAAGAGUGCGAGUUAUCUAACCACGAGAACGGACGUCCUUGUGCCGAAGCCGUUGGAGUCGAAUAUUGUCCUUGAUGUUCAUCAGAUCGCAUGUGGUGUUAGGCAUGCUGCGUUUGUGACACGUCAAGGUGAGAUUUUCACUUGGGGUGAAGAAUCUGGAGGAAGGCUUGGUCAUGGUAUUGGGAAAGAUGUUUUCCAUCCUCGUCUCGUUGAGUCUCUCACAGCUAUUGACUUUGUUGCUUGUGGAGAGUUUCACACUUGUGCUGUUACUCUCUCUGGAGAGCUCUUUACUUGGGGUGAUGGUACACAUAAUGUUGGUCUCUUAGGUCAUGGCUCUGGUAUUAGUCACUGGAUACCAAAGAGAAUCGGUGGUCCUCUCGAAGGGCUUCAUGUGGGUUCAGUAACUUGUGGACCUUGGCAUACGGCUUUGGUAACAUCUCAUGGGAGGCUUUUCACAUUUGGAGAUGGAACGUUUGGUGUGUUAGGUCACGGUGACAGGGAAACAGUUCAGUAUCCGAGAGAGGUUGAGUCUUUGUCAGGGUUGAGAACGAUUGCGGUUUCUUGCGGCGUUUGGCACACUUCUGCUGUUGUGGAGAUCAUUGUCACGCAGUCAAACUCAAGCUCUGUGUCGUCUGGGAAGCUGUUCACGUGGGGUGAUGGUGACAAGAACCGUCUUGGACACGGUGACAAAGACCCUCGGCUUAAACCAACGUGUGUCCCUGCGUUAAUCGAUUACAACUUCCACAAGAUUGCUUG